This is a messenger RNA of Elaeis guineensis (African oil palm), 2796 nucleotides long. The record is from RefSeq and is a predicted model, not a curated record. NCBI's taxonomy places the organism in Eukaryota, Viridiplantae, Streptophyta, Magnoliopsida, Arecales, Arecaceae.
CUUCCCACUUCCAGACCCCUUCCCUCCGAAGCAGCGACCGGUUAUCGUUGACAAGCGCCUUUCCUGACCGAUGUGACGGGCACCCCAACCGACCAAACGAGCAUCCCGAUCUCAUCAGACGAGACGAGCAUCCAAGCAGGACUGAAGCACUAUGGCUUCAAAUUGUCAAGCUGCCCCAUUGGUUGCUUCUCCAUCAUAUCCAAACUCCAUUGCAUGGUCGAAGGAAAAUCUGGUAGCCAUUGCUUCAGGCCAUCUCAUAACUAUAUUGAAUCCAGCUUUGCUUGCAGGCCCUCGAGGGUUAGUUAUACUUCCCCCAAAUAAGCCAUUUCCUGUAGGGCUGGUGAGAAGGGAAGACCUUCUUACUCCCUGUUUGAUGCCUACUUGUUUAUCACGUGACUUUCGUCCUUGUGCUCGAUCCAUUUCAUGGUCUGAUCCAGGAUUUGCACCAAAUUCAGGAUCCUUUCUUGCUGUUUGCACUACGGAAGGCCGUGUGAAGCUGUAUCGUGCACCUUUUUGUGAAUUUUCUGCUGAAUGGGUUGAGGUUGUGGACAUUUCUGACUUGUUGUUUGAUUAUCUUGAAAGUAUUAAUUUUGGGGAGGCGAAUGCAACAUUGCCAUCAUUUUCUCUAAAGCAAGCCAAUGCGGGCUAUGUUAAAGAGAGAGGAUGUGACACUGAAUUGAAAGGUUCCAGGGUGAGUGAGAAUGCCAGAUGUAGAAAGAGAGAAGCUUUAAUGAGAAGAGUUAAGCACAAGGAAUACAGUGAAUCUCCUGUAAAAGAACUAAGUGAAAAAGCCCUCCCAUUGAUAACAGCGGAGCAGUAUGCUUCUCGCAGUGUGCUUUUAUCAUCACUUGUUGUUGCCUGGUCACCCACAUUGCAGUCAUCUGGAAUCAGUCCUUGUUUCUCUAACAAAUGUGCUAUACUUGCUGUUGGGGGGAAAUCUGGUAAUAUAUCUUUCUGGAAAUUCAAUGAACCAAAAUGCUAUACUGUUGAGCAUGGCAGGGUUUCUGUUGAUGCAAUGCUCAUCGGACUUCUCCAGGCUCACAAAUCAUGGAUCACUUCAAUUAGUUGGGGUAUUUGUGCUGCAUGUUCUUCAAAAUCCCAGCUAGUGUUGGCUACUGGGAGUUCUGAUGGAAGUGUGAAGAUAUGGUGGGGAGAUGUUGAAGGGUUGAUCCAAUCUUCAGAUGCUAACAAAAGUUCCUUUUCCUUAUUAAAUGAGGUGACAGCUGUUACACCAUCCCCAAUUUCAGCAAUUUCAUUGAUUGUGCCAAUGCAAUCUCAAGAUAAGGUUGUUUUAGCAAUUGGGAAAGGAUCUGGAUCACUUGAAGCAUGGAUAUGUCAUAAAUUUAGCAAUGAAAUUCAAAGUGCUGGCAUUUAUGAUGCACAUGACCAAGUGGUGACAGGUCUAGCUUGGGCUUUUGAUGGUUGUUGUUUGUACAGCUCCAGCCAGAAUAACUCUGUCCGUAGUUGGGUCAUGCAUGGGAACCAUCUUCAUGAAGUGCCUUUCCCUUCAAAAUUUCCUUGGCUCAGGAACUCAACAGAUCUUUCACAAGUCUCUGAUCAAUGUUUUGGUCUUGCACCAUCUCCUGGAGAAUUGAUGGUUGCUGUGGUCCGCAGCUUUGAUGCCAAUCUUUUGAACCAAAUGUAUCAGGCCAGGACUCAGAAGGCAGUGGUCGAGUUUUUCUGGAUUGGAGGCCAGUCACUCGAAAUUCCAUCUGAAAAGCACCUUAGUUCUGAACCUUCAUCUGAUUUGUCUGAGAGAGACUUGUUUGACUGGGAAACCAAAAUUCUGCAGUCUCUAAAAACUUAUGAAAAUGUGGACAAGUUGCUUGUCCUAUGGGAUAUUGUAGCAGCAUUGCUAGCUUUUAAAAAAAUUAAUCCUACUUUUGUGGAAAAUUUACUGUUCAAAUGGAUCUCAAGUUGGUUUCUGGACUAUCAGUCAGGCAUUACUAGUGAAAAGAUCUUGUCUCAUGUCCACAGUAUGCUGCCGGAGAUCAGCUCUCGCAAAAUUCACCUUCUCAACAUCAUUUGUAGAAGAUUGAUGCUAAGUGAGGAAAAAGCUGGUAUACCUAAAGGAGAACAGCAUAAACUAAGUAAAUUAAAUAACGAUGAAGCGAACAUAGACUUGUGGAAUAAUUUGCUUUUCAAAAAUGAAAAAGAGCUACAACAGAGGCUGGUGGCUUUUAAUUUUGCAGCUGUUCUGAGUCAUGCAACUUGUCCACCCAAAGAUUUUCCGGUUGGGACAAAUUGGUUCCCCAUUGGAGUUCCUCAGAUGCAGCAAUGGGUUGCCGACAACAGUGGGCUGGUGCACAAUCAGCUGAAAGUUCUUAGUGCAAAAGUUGAAGAACUUGGAAGCAGGAUUCAUUCUGUUUGUGAAUAUACCAUGGAGGAAAGCUGUGGUUUUUGCUCAGCUUCCGUCCCAUUUGAAUCUGAAGAGGUGGCCUGGUGCAAAUGCAGCAAGACUGAUGAUGGGUCAAAAGAAAGCCAUAGACUAUCGAGAUGCAUGGUUUCCAUGCAGCUGUGUUCUGUCACAGCACCAAUGUGGUUUUGCAUUUGUUGUCGGAGGUGGGCUGCCAAACUGCCACCUCAGACAUUAUUUACGAUGUCAAAGUCUCCUCUCGCUGUACAUUAUGACAGUGAGUCCUUUGCUUUGUUUGAGCGCCAAAAACCAUUAUGCCCUUAUUGUGGAAUACUGCUACAAAGAGCUGUGCCAGAAUUUUUGCUCUCUGCAUGCCCUGUGUAAUAUGAAAUAUGCUAUUAUUUCUAUAAUAUUUAUUAAUUAUUUGAUGCCUUCUACAA